AUGCAUUUGACUUCCUAUCAUUCCUAUGCCGUGCUGGCAGCUGCAAUCGCUCCAGCUGCAGCCAGUACUUACCAUCAUACCAACCAAUCUCUCGUUUCUGACAUUGAUUUUAUAUCAAAGCGCUGGGGUCAGAUUAGCACUUACUACGACAACCCUGCCAAUGCUUUUGGUGUCAAGGAUGUCGGUCUUCCUGCUGGCUGCCAGGUCGAGCAAGCUCACACUCUCCAACGCCACGCACAGCGCUUUCCUACCGACUAUGUCGACGAUGGAGCUUUGGCGGAAGCUUUUGCUGAAAAGCUUGCCGAGUUCAAGGCUGCUGCCAACUCGUCGGCUACUUUCUCCGGUCCCUUAUCUUUCCUAAACUCUUAUGUGUAUCAGAUGAAUGAAAGCUACCUUACCGGUAUCGGAGCUCGCACUGAGUUCAAUUUGGGCGUCGACUUCUGGAACAGAUAUGGACGCAUUAUUUACAAUGCUUCUGCUGGUCAGGUUGGAUACGAGACUGAUUACACCAAUGGCACCGCCAGACCCAAGUCCGUUCUGCGUACGACGUCCCAAUCUCGUAUUCGCGAAAGUCAGAUCAAUUGGGCCCUCGGCUUCUUUGGUCCUACUUACGAAAAGGUCCCCGACCCUCAAUUGACCGACUAUACCUCUGGUGAUCUGUUUGACCUUGUCAUUAUUCCCGAAGGCGGCACUGAGAACAACACCCUUGCAUCUUACGACUCGUGUUUCAAUGACUUCAUUACUGGAAUUGGUGACCUUGGUGAUCAGGAUGUCUUUGUCUACAUCCCGAGAUAUCUCCAAAAUGCGACUGCUCGUCUCCAGCAACAUGUUCCUACUGAUUUCAAGCUGUCAAACAACGACACUUAUGCCAUGCAGCUGAUCUGCGCCUAUGAGCAUGGCUUCAUUGGAAUGUCUGACUUCUGUGACUUCUUCACCGCAGAUGAGUGGAACGGCUUUGAGAACACCCUUGACAUGGCUUACUACUACGAUUAUGGCUUCGGCAAUCCUACCGGCAGAGCCCAGGGCAUUGGCUACCUUCAAGAGCUUCUCGCACGUCUGACACACCAAUAUAUCACCGUCUCCAACAGUUCAGUAAACAGCAGCAUCACCAACAACUCUCGCGACUUUCCCCUCGACCGCCCCUUCUAUGCCGACUUCAGUCACGACGACAUCAUCAUCAGUGUCCUCACAGCCAUGUCAUUGGACUACUUCCGCGACCCUCCCAGCUUGACCCAAUUCCCACCCAACCCUGACCGUCACUUCGUCCUCUCCAAAAUGACUCCCUUCGGCGGCCAUCUCGUUACAGAAGUCAUUGGCUGUUCCUCCCCCAACCCUACCGCUGUUUCCAAAGAGCGCGUCCAGUACUACCCGGAGCAAUAUGGCUACAGUGCCUCCAACGCGACCCACAAAUUCAUCCGUAUGCGCCUUAACAACGGCAUCUUGCCUCUGGAUACUCUCAGGGGAGGCGCUUGUGAGGGACGUACUGAUGGCAUGUGUGCGCUUGACAAAUUUGUGGCUAGUCAGAAUGAGUCGUAUGCGUUGAGCAAUUAUGACUAUGCUUGUUUCGGCAACUGGACUAUUGCGAACACUACUAACGGGUUUGAUUAUGAUGGUACUGUGUAUCUUGGUCAGGCUGGCAUUUUGGAGAACACUCAGCCUAGUAGUGAUGAUGAGUAG
Molecule: messenger RNA, 1677 nt
Organism: Aureobasidium subglaciale EXF-2481
Lineage: Eukaryota; Fungi; Ascomycota; Dothideomycetes; Dothideales; Saccotheciaceae
Exons: 2
Coding region: 1-1677 (558 amino acids)
Molecular function (GO): acid phosphatase activity
Source: RefSeq, a predicted model, not a curated record